AUUGAAUUGAAUUAUUCCGUGGUUUUAUGUCCUUGAAUUUUAAAUAUUUGAUUUAAGGUGACGGUUACAUCCAUUGGUAAUAUUUUUGUUCGGUCGGUGCAUCAUUUCGUUGUUAAAGAUAAUCUACCAACAUGAGUGAAAAAGAAUGUUCUGAAAGUAUAAAUUGUAAAUUGUCGAUCAACGAUUUAGAAGAAUUAGAUACGUCAAUGCUUCAGGACCAUCCGUGGGCACUGACACUUUUGCAAAACAUUCAGGACACAACGCAGAAAUAUUUCUUGAAUUGGUGCAAGAUUGUUUUCAAACUUGGUUUAAACUCUGACUGUGUGAAAAAGUGGAGCCAAAUUUAUGUGGAGCAGAUUGAAGGAACAUAUUCGGAUAUGUUGAUGGAAAUAGUGGAUCUGCAAACAAAAACUAUUAAUAAAAUAGAACAUUUACUCUGCCAGCUCGAGAAGCUCUGUUUAGACUUAAAUGAAAAACUACCCCCAAGAAUUGGUGCUGAUGGCUUAGGUUUAUUUGAGGAACAAAAACAACUACAAAAGAAAAUAGAUGAAUAUCAAAGUAUAAUGGAAGCCAGGAAAAAGGAACUGGAUGAUCUUCGCAAUAAACAACUUGAAUUUUGCAAGAGUCUUGGAAAGGAACCAAAAAUAAUUUUGCAAUAUCCUCCUUUGCCAACUCAAUCUAAAAUAGAAGAAUUUCAGAGACACAUUGAUCAACUUCAAUUAGAAAUAUUUGAAAGACACGAAAGGUUCUUUAAAUUAAAAGAGGAAAUUAUCAAGAUGGUGUCAGAAUUAAAUUAUAAGCCCAACUCUGAUUUUGAACAACAAACUCUUUUGUCUGACACUUUUUUGGUGACUAAAGAGAACAUGCAAAAUUUAGAGUAUUUCCACAAUUCUCUGAAGGAACUUUUGAAAAGCACAGAUGAAGAAGUUGCUCAUCUCAGACUAAGGAUUGAAGAAUUGUGGAGAAUGUUAGAGAUUGACAUGAUAGAUCAGGAUGAGUUCAGAACUCAUUAUACGGGCAGAUCUUUGGAUACUUUGAAAGCACUAAGACUUGAAGUAAAAAGGUGUGAAGAAUUGAGGAAAGCUAACUUAAAGGUGUUUGUAGAUAAGCUUCGUGAUGACUUAAAAGAAAUAUGGGAAAAAUGUCAUUGCUCGUCAGAAGAAAGGGGUAACUUUCACUACCUUAACAGUGAUUGUUAUACGGAGGAUCUCUUGGAGUUGCAUGAUUUGGAGAUUUGUAAAUGGAGAAGUUAUUAUGAAGAAAACAAGAGACUUCUAAGUCUUAUAGAAAAACAUAAGGAAUUAUGGGAAAGGGUAGUUGAAUUGGAAGAUAAUGCCACUGGGCCUGAUAGAUACAAAAAUAGGGGCGGAAGAUUAUUGCAAGAAGAGAAAGAACGUAAUAAACUUUCAAAAAUGAUUCCGAAAAUUGAAGAAGAAAUUGCAGAACUUGCAGACAAUUACCAAUCGCGAAAUAAUGGUACAGAAUUUAGAACUUAUGGUUCUACCGUACAAAAUUAUAUAUCAAAUAUUCAUACUGAAAGAGAAAAUCUCAAGAAGCAAAAAUUAAGUGCCCGAAAACUUAAUCGUGAAAAUACGAUGACGACUUGCGUGACUCCUGGUAAAUCUGCUGUCAACUUGUUCCCUUCAACAAGCACUGCCAUUACACCAAUGUCGUCAUGUAAACGCAAAAUUUUAGUGACACCCAAUACUGAUAUUAAGAAACCGAAAUUACAAAACACUCCUAAAACGCAGAACAGUUGUCAGAAGCAUAAAAUACCAAGUAUUAAAAUUACGUAUGCAAUAACGUCUAGUCGUCAAAAGCGUCAAUCGAACGAGAAAAAAAGGAGGAUAAGUGGCCUAAGGAGAAAGUCCAGAAACUCUCUAAACCGAGCUGUUAAUAAAAUUAAAACAUCUGAAACCACAGCUAACACCACUUAUAGUGAAUUUCAGAACGACCUGUCGAGUAGCGAUAGAAAACGAAGCACCAUUCUUCCUGAAGAACUGCUAGCCCAACCAGGAUGUUCUAAAAAAUUUGAUACUCCACGUAAGACACCGUUAAGAGUUCCUUUAAAUAACAAUGGUCAGCAACAUGUUACUCCAAAAAGUCCCCAUGGCACUGUAAAAUUAAGUGCUUGCAGAAGUAAUUUAAAUUUAUUUUUUUGAACAUCGAAAUCUAAAAAAAUAUUCUAGGAUUCUUUUAUUUAAUUAUUCUCAUUAAAAGGAGUUUUUCUAUGGAAUUGAGUAAGUAAUUAAAAUAUCACUGCUUUUAAUUGUCGCCAUUGAAGAUAAUAUUUUCUUGAUUGCCAAAUAUGAAUUCUGUUUUUUUUUUUUCAUAGUACUUCUGAAGAAAAUUUUUGUUCUUCCAAUGAGGUCGCUCCCAUAUAAAAAAAAAUAAAAAUAAAUUUUGUGUUGCAAUAUUGCUGUGGUAUGUAUGUAUAUUGUAUAUUUUGAUGUUUUGUAUUUUGUUAGUUUUUUACAUUUAAAAUAUCACAAUCAAAUGGUAAUAUGCUUACGUAACGCACUGUAAAUUAAAGUAGAGUGUAUACCUGUUUAUUUUAAGUCAGUAUUUUAUUUUCUAACAAUAUCUAAUAAAUAUUUUUAAUAAUACGCUUUGUGGUUGAGGUGCGUUUUUUUUUAAUCUGAUGAUGUUAAUUAUUCGUGUCUAACACGCUUUCAGA
This is a messenger RNA of Cylas formicarius (sweet potato weevil), 2677 nucleotides long. RefSeq names its product protein regulator of cytokinesis 1-like. Gene Ontology annotation, cellular component: cytoplasm; mitotic spindle midzone; spindle. Gene Ontology annotation, biological process: mitotic spindle midzone assembly; microtubule cytoskeleton organization. The transcript is spliced from 8 exons. Lineage: Eukaryota; Metazoa; Arthropoda; Insecta; Coleoptera; Brentidae. Gene Ontology annotation, molecular function: microtubule binding. The record is from RefSeq and is a predicted model, not a curated record. Bases 132 to 2162 code for a protein of 676 amino acids.